AUGGAGGAAGAAGGUUUGAAAGACCUCCAGGGUAGCUUGCGCCCCGACUUUUUCCAUGGCUACGCCACUGCUGCAACGCAGGUCGAAGGGGCAUGGAACCAAGACGGAAAAGGUCCUACAAUCUGGGAUACGUUUGCUCAUAACUCAGGUCGAGUAAAAGACAAAAGUACACCGGAUGAUGCUGUUCGCUCUUAUGAUCUGUAUAAGCAAGACGUCAACCUAAUGAAGUCUUACGGAGUCAACGCCUACCGAUUUUCAUUGUCGUGGGCGAGGAUAAUUCCGCUAGGCGGAAAAGAUGAUCCAGUGAAUGAAAAAGGGAUCGAGUAUUAUUCGAAUCUGAUUGAUGAACUUUUGAGCAAUGAAAUUACUCCUUUUGUGACUUUGUUUCACUGGGAUGUUCCACAGGCUUUGGAAGACAGAUAUGGUGGCAUGCUUAACCAAGAAGCUUACACCCCAGACUUCGUCAGAUAUGCAACGGUUUGUUUUGAGCGAUUUGGAGACCGCGUCAAGCAUUGGAUAACAUACAAUGAACCUGGCGUUUAUGCGCUUGCUGGGUAUGCCGCUGGCGUUCAUGCACCGGCACGAUCAUCUUUCAGAGAUCGAAAUGAUCUCGGCGAUUCCUCGACAGAGCCUUUCAUUGUCGGACACACGCAGCUCGUAUCACAUGGACAAGUUGCUGGAUUGUAUCGAGAAAAGUUUAAGCCCACACAAAAUGGCAUGCUUGGUAUCACCCUUCACGGAAAUUGGUCGGAGCCGUGGGACGCAAGCGAUCCAUUGGAUCAAGAAGCUGCGGAACGUGCAAGAGAAUUUGAAAUCGCCUGGUAUGCCGACCCAGUCCAUAAAACUGGAGACUAUCCGGCGUCAAUGCGAGCGCAGCUAGGUGACCGUUUACCUCGCUUUACGGAGGCAGAAUCAAAGCUGGUUUUAGGUAGCUCUGAUUUCUACGGAAUGAACAGUUACACUUCAUUCUACGUUCGUCACAAGACUACUCAACCAGAUAUCAAUGACCACAAGGGAAACAUUGACCAAUUUGAUGAGAAUAAAGAAGGAGUUCCCAGAGGACCAGCAAGUGAUACUUAUUGGCUCCGAACCUCCCCAUGGGGGUUUCGGAAAUUGCUAAACUGGAUCUGGGCGCGAUACCACAAGUCAAUCUAUGUUACUGAAAAUGGAACGACGGCGAAAGGCGAGAAUGACAUUCGCCCUACGACCGAGAAGUCUCAAAUUAUAGACGAUCAAUUCAGAAUCGACUUCUUCAGGGGUUACGUAGGAGAGCUUGCCCGUGCGGUUAAAGAGGAUGGCGUGGACGUGCGUUCGUACUUUGCUUGGACGUUUACUGAUAAUUGGGGAGGCGUUGCCGCGUGCGUGCAAUCUGCAGCUGCUCGUGAUGACAAUGCUCGUGCUGCUGGGACCACUACCAGCAGUGGCAAAGGCAACAACAACACCGGCGCUCAUAAUGCCAACAACGCUGGUGGAAAGCAGAAAUAG
This is a messenger RNA of Talaromyces amestolkiae, 1485 nucleotides long. RefSeq lists its product as uncharacterized. Gene Ontology annotation, biological process: carbohydrate metabolic process. The transcript is spliced from 2 exons. Gene Ontology annotation, molecular function: beta-glucosidase activity. NCBI's taxonomy places the organism in Eukaryota, Fungi, Ascomycota, Eurotiomycetes, Eurotiales, Trichocomaceae. Bases 1 to 1485 code for a protein of 494 amino acids. The record is from RefSeq and is a predicted model, not a curated record.